GAUCAUACAAGUGAUAUGUAUGAAUUGGAUACAGGGAUUUUAAUUUUCAUUACGUUUUUAGCUUUUUGUUCAGGAGAGACAACUUACGAAUGCGAAGGAAAGGAAAUGAAUCUACAGUGUGGUGACAUGAACAAUCUGACUAUUAUAUCAUCUCUGUAUGGUCGAACUAAUAAUACCAUCUGUAGCCAUGCAACUGUUAAAGAAACAACAACGCCCUGUUAUGAAAAUGUUACAUCUAAAGUUCAAUCACUUUGUAAGACCGACUCGACAUACAAGUAUGUCAGCAAAUGUACAAUACUUGUUAAGAACACACACUUUUCAGACCCCUGUCCAGGAAUUUUCAAACACUUAACAGUGGAGUUUGAGUGCGAUCAUGAAAUGUCAACACAGAUGGACUGGACUCCACCUCAACAAACUUCAACUAAGUAUUUGACAGACGCUAAUAGCUCUUCGACAACAGAGUAUACUGUUACAAACAUCCAAAACUCAAGCAAUUCGUGCUGCAAGUGUCACUCAAGUUCCUCUCCAAACAAAACCUGGAAACCUUUCAGCAUCAAUACACUAAAAUUGAACAAAAGUCAACUCUCCAGAUCAAUUCGUACAAAGAUCUCCGUAUAUGAGGACAGCCCAACAGCAAAAGGACUCGGAGUCUUAGCUUUGUCCUUUAUGAUUCUUGCUUUAUCGUUAAUAGUUAUUCCUGACGCUUUCAGUCUCCUCCGAUUUAUUCAACUUAAAUGCAAGAAGAGGGAAAAAGAAUUUUAAUUCUAAUAAGAAAGAAGAAUGUUUUCUUCGAUCAAACAUUUUAGACAUUGUAGUAACCGAAAAGCGUGAGUAAAUGCAAAAUUGGAUAGAAAAAUAUUAUG
Saccostrea cuccullata (small rock oyster) is the source of this 863-nucleotide messenger RNA. Its product is annotated as adhesion G protein-coupled receptor L2-like. The coding region runs from base 16 to 762 and encodes 248 amino acids. The transcript has 3 exons. NCBI's taxonomy places the organism in Eukaryota, Metazoa, Mollusca, Bivalvia, Ostreida, Ostreidae. The record is from RefSeq and is a predicted model, not a curated record. Gene Ontology annotation, molecular function: carbohydrate binding.